Messenger RNA from Wyeomyia smithii (pitcher-plant mosquito), 852 nucleotides. RefSeq lists its product as uncharacterized. Gene Ontology annotation, cellular component: membrane. NCBI's taxonomy places the organism in Eukaryota, Metazoa, Arthropoda, Insecta, Diptera, Culicidae. The record is from RefSeq and is a predicted model, not a curated record. Gene Ontology annotation, biological process: sensory perception of taste. The coding region runs from base 1 to 852 and encodes 283 amino acids. The transcript has 3 exons.
AUGAUUCUUUAUCACGAGCAUCUUAGAGGAACCCUCAAUAUUCUGAUACUGCUAACAAACAUCGUGACCGCUAACAACCGCUGGCAAAAGGAUUACAAACUAUUGAAAAGCUAUUUGUGCAAGCUUCUUCUGGAUUUGUGCCUAACGGUAGCCAUCAUAAGUACUUACUUUCUUUUCCAAACGGAGACUUAUCCCCAUGUGGCAUUACUUAACUUUACCUCUAUGUGGUCCUUGGUGGCCUAUUCAAACGGCGUUUUGGCCGUGUGUUACUUCGUGGCUCAUCUGUAUCGUUUGAUAAAUCUGCAGGUGAACGAAUGUAUGGACAAGUUAAGUGUUUUUGAAAAGGAUCAACUCUAUUGGACGACACAUCCCCUGAAGAAAAAGCAAAUCUGCUGCAUGGUGGCGGCCGAGCUGAAUAAAUUGGCGUACCUUCAUCAGGAUGUAGCGACGAUCAUGAGAACGAUCGUCAAAACGCUGGACUGUUCAUUGCUGAUAGCAAUUUUGUACACGUUUCUUGUAACAACCGGCGGAAUCUUCUAUACGUACACGUCGCUGAUGUUGGACAUCCGGAGUAACCGUGAUCUUCCAAAAUGGAAAUACUGCUACUCGUUACUUUUGGCGUCCUUUCAAGCGUUGCAGUUCUACUACCUCGUGUCCGGAUCGACGCUGCUUACGAGACGAGCCCAAAAGACCGGAAUAGUGGUGAAUCGGUUUUUCAAGGCGGAUAUUGAUGAACAGGUUGAGCGAACUAUUAAUAUGUUCUCAAUGGGGUUGCUUCAUCAUUCCUACAGUAUCGAGAGCUUUGGAAUGUUCAAGGUGGACUUCACCUUGAUGUAUUCGGUAGGUAAUUGA